This is a messenger RNA of Lolium perenne, 1323 nucleotides long. Lineage: Eukaryota; Viridiplantae; Streptophyta; Magnoliopsida; Poales; Poaceae. The record is from RefSeq and is a predicted model, not a curated record.
GGUCAUCCCAAACCUCCGGACGAAAGUCCAGAACAUGUACGUAUUAAAACUGAUCCAAAUCCCCACAAAAAUCUCACCAAAUUUGUUAAUCUCUUGCCACGAAAAUCCCUCUAUAAAUAUCUCUGUUUCACCUCUAUUUUUGCCCUUAAAAACCCUAGAUUUCACGCCGCCAGGCCGCCGAAAUUGCUCGCCGGAGUUCGUCUCGGCCGCCACGGUUUUUCGUCAAUUCCGACGGACACAGGGAAUCGACGGGAUUUUCCACCGCCCGAGCCACCGUCGACAACACCAAGUCCGGCCGCUCCUCGACGCCGUUGCAGGGAGCAGCAGCCCACGUCGACCACGCCCCUCUUCGCCUCGACGAUCCGCACGUCGUCCUCGCCUCUGCCGAGUUGAAUACUCGCCGAGCUCGUCGCUGCCGCUUCAGCCGGACCCCACCAUCUUCAGAGACAGAAAAGGACCAGCGAGAACGCGCAGGACCCCUCUGAGCAAAGCCGCACGCUGUUCCUCUCUUCUCCAUCCCCGGGGACCUCUACCGCGAGCCGUGUCCGGGUCUGGCGUCGUCGUCUCGGCCAGCCUAAUCAGCUACUGCGGAGACGAUCAGCAAGCACAGGCUAGGCAGAGGAAGGACCUGGACGUCUGGACAUCAGCGGGAAUCACGCACGCGAGAUGGCUUCUUCGUCGACCAAGGCCGCCUUCACCGACUUCCUUUGUGCCGAGCCGAGACACUCAGGCAAGCAAUUUGGGAUGCAAUUUCAAGUCAUGGAUGUCAAGGAAAAAAGAAGAAUAAAAGAUAGAGAGCGAUAUGCCCGGUUGACCGAUCAAGAGAAGCAGCAAAAACUAAGAAAACGCCGCGAAGCUUAUAAGCAAAACAAAAAAGAUGAAAAAGACGAAAAAAUAUGCAGAUUUAGAGCCAGAACAAAGGAAAAAAGUAUGUGCACAAAAAAGAUAGAAAUAUGCAAAUAUGCAACCAGCAGAAAAGAAAGCUAGAUUAGAACAAAUUAUAGCUAACCGUGAGUUUAGACGCAACACGCCAUGUAAAGAAUCGAUUGCGAUGGUGAACCCUUUAUAUGUCUCUACAUAAUAAAUUGGUGCAUUUGCGUUUAAUUAAUGUGUACCUAGAGGUUAUAUGAAUAUAUUGACAUAUUUUUUUAAUCCAUUUUUGCUAAUUUGGAGCAAAAUUUAGGCAAUGCUUAUAUUUUUCGAUAUAAAUCUGACUAUUUUUUUGAACCGUUGCAACGCACGGGUAUUUUUCCUAGUGAAAACUAAAAUACAAUGCAUAACAACUCUUUGUUUGUCUUUCUUAAUUUUGUUGUUGUUUGAAUG